Molecule: messenger RNA, 2109 nt
Organism: Peniophora sp. CBMAI 1063
Lineage: Eukaryota; Fungi; Basidiomycota; Agaricomycetes; Russulales; Peniophoraceae
Source: the annotation of a GenBank genome assembly
AUGUCACGAACGAGGAUGACCGUCGAGGCGCAGUGCGAAUCCAAGCGCCCGAGGCUCGACGGCGAUGUCGUGGGUAGAUCUAGACCGGAUCGGCAGCGGCCGAAGACGCGUUUGGACGCGUCGCGGCCGAACGCGCCUUUACCUCGACGUCCACGACGGCUGUACAUCAACGACCAUGAUCUCUACCUCGGCGACGAUGAAGGGCCUGCACUCUCUGAGGGUGCAUUUGUGGCUCUCACUGGAAUGAAACGCAAGCGAUGCACGCAUACGCAAACCGAGUUCAUCGAGCCGCCACAGAAACGCGCUCGUAGGAAAUGGACCCCAUCAACGCCGAUGUAUCAACGGCCUCGCCACUUCAGAUUGUUGCCCUAUGUACCGGAUGUCUGUCUCCUUGAGAUCUUCGCAUACCUUGCUCCGGAGGACCUGCUGGCGUGCACACGCGUUUGCAAGCGCUUCAGAGGUCUCUUGCUUACCAAAGAUCUGGCACAAAGCCUUUGGAGUAUGUCUUUGAAGUGUGUCACAGCUGCCCCGCCCCUGCCUAAAGAUGUCUCCGAACCUGUCUGGGCAAAUCUGCUCUUCGGGGAUCCUAUAUGCUACUGUUGUGGUAGUAGGGCCUUACCUAUUACACUUUGGUCUAUGAGACGGAGGCUUUGUCGUAGCUGUGCCGGACAACAACUGGUCGGUGCUGAUAUGAAAGCAGCGCUUCCCGCGAGGUCUAGCCUGACGGCUUUGGAAAUUAUCGAUGCGCUCCCCCAUGUAUACGGUCUGGCGUCAGUUCCCCUCUGUGACAAGAACCAGUUUUCUGCCUUCGUCAAGGAUCAACAACGCAUCAUCGAACAGUACCGUUUCUCCGAGGACGAGUACGACUCGGAUGAUCAUCUGAUUGGCCCCUGCGCGGAGGCACAGCAUGAACUUCUGCGACGCCGCAAAGCCGCUUGUACAAACAGCGAAGAGUUUGAUAGCUUAUGUCAACAAUGGGAUCUCAGAAGACAACGCCAGUACGAAGAUCGACAGCGCGAACUUCAAGAAACCCGUCGCAACGCUAUUGUAUCCCGCUUCACUGCGCUGGGUUGUGAGAAGGAGAUCGAACUGGGCUAUUUCACCUGUCAUCCAGAUUUCCGAGCCAGCACACGACCAUUGACGGAAGAAGCAUGGACCAUCAUGCGUGCGAAACACGAGCCACUGCUCGCGUCACGUAAAGCAGCAAGACUUGAAUCUGAAGCACGCAGACGGCGCGACGAGCGUCUGCACCAUCUCGAGGACGCGUGCAUCCGACAAUGGAAACUGCUGCCACCUCCGGACGUACCCUAUAUGCCAUCUCAUAGGCAUGCGGCAGAGUUUGAGACCGUCGCGGACGCACUGGACGAACGGGAUGCCGAUCUCGACGAAGUCGUUCGAAAGGCUGUGCCAGAGAUAUACGCUACGAUCGCGGAGAAGAAGGCAUAUUUGAGUUCGUUGCUUCCUAAGGGCACAACAGAAGACGCUCUAGAGAGGGCGUCGACGGCGUUCUCGACUUCAUCUGCGUUCAGCCAGUCGUACUUCGGCCCGGAAGUACUCGCCGCCGUCUAUAGCACUAGCAAAUAUCGCGCAAUGCCUCGAGUGGAGUUCAACGUGUCGGCGCGCGAGAUGGUGCUGUAUCUCUUGAAGACUGCUUGCCUUGAGGAGUGCACGACACGGAUGGAGAUGGAUAGGCUCGACCUUCGAUUCGUGUGUAUGCGGUGUAGAGCGGAUCGAAGGUUGGAUGCGGGAACGGGACACGAUGUACAAGGCCGGUUUGCCUUGAGUUGGCGAUUUGCGGUUGAGCACCUCCUGCACACCACUCACUCCGAGAAAACACCCCACAUGCGCUUGGUGGACGUAGACGAACGCGCGUAUAUCACUCAGCACGAAAGUGUUGCGAAUGGGCGCGUGGAAUAUCAUGCGUAUGGGUGCAAGCACUGUAAUGCGCAUGUUGGGAAGGAGAUGUGGAUGACUUGGCCCCAGAUACAUGAGCACUUGCUCGUCGAUCACUCUAUCAAUGCCCCGCGUGUCGAGGUGGACUGGACCGUUCACCCUAGGAUGCGAAGUUUGUUGGCGGUCAAUACUGUCGUACUGCCUAUGGAUGCCUGA